Molecule: messenger RNA, 1919 nt
Organism: Durio zibethinus
Lineage: Eukaryota; Viridiplantae; Streptophyta; Magnoliopsida; Malvales; Malvaceae
Gene: MYB54
Product: myb domain protein 54
Biological process (GO): regulation of DNA-templated transcription
Cellular component (GO): nucleus
Molecular function (GO): RNA polymerase II cis-regulatory region sequence-specific DNA binding; DNA-binding transcription factor activity, RNA polymerase II-specific
Source: RefSeq, a predicted model, not a curated record
AGUAAAUAUAAUUGGAAAUUUAAGAAAAAGAAAAGAAAAAGGGUAUGUGUAGAAUGCAAAUUGGUAGCUAGGUGGGUUAUAAGUAGAGGUUGUAGGUUAGAAAGUAGUAAGGAUGUUGAAAGGAGAAGGAAAUUCACCCCACCAAGCAACCUCUCUUUCUUUGUGUGUGAAAAGUUGAUUGAUUACUUAUAAGCGUUUGUUAGCCUAGACGUUGCAUCAAUCAAUCGCUGCUACGGCUCUCUCCAAACCCUCCAACUCUCUAACGGAAAACCCCUCCCUUCUUCCUCUAUCUCAUCUCAUCGCUUCUCUUCUUGUCUUGUUUGCCAACCCGCAACUAUCUCUUUCUCUUCUUCCUCUAUCCGAUUUCAAUACCCUUUAAUUUUUUUUUUUGUUUCAUUUCUAUGUUUCUUUCCAAUAGCUACCUUCAAUUCUUACUUUACAAAGUGAAAGAUCAUCACCAAGUUAAUUUCUUUCGAGAUCCUUCCAGAUACAGCAAUUAAUAUUGAAUAUCAGCAUAUAGCUAGCUAGGCAUAACCGACAGCUAGCCAGGGGUUGCUUGGAUCUUUAAGCUUUAUAGCUUGCUUGCUUGUUGCAAUAAAUAUUCAUCAGCAGAGAUCAGAUCAUGUGCACCAGAGGCCACUGGAGGCCUGCUGAAGAUGAAAGGCUCCGGGAGUUGGUGGAACGCUAUGGCCCUCAGAAUUGGAACGCCAUAGCCGAAAAGCUUCAAGGCAGAUCAGGAAAAAGCUGUAGGCUGAGAUGGUUCAAUCAGUUGGAUCCGAGAAUAAAUAGAAGCCCUUUCACGGAACAGGAAGAAGAACGGCUUUUGGCUUCUCACAGGAUCCAUGGAAAUAGAUGGGCUGUUAUUGCCAGGCUUUUCCCUGGUCGCACUGAUAACGCCGUCAAGAACCAUUGGCAUGUCAUCAUGGCUCGUAGAUACAGAGAACGAUCCAGGCUCUAUGCCAAAAGAUCACUUUCCAGUGGCAAAAAACCUUCCUCUAAACUACUAGAUCAAGCUGUUCACUCUCAGAUAACUAAUAGUUUUGCCCCACUUUUCCAGAAAUACAAGCAAGGAUUCCUUCACACUUAUUCUCCUCAUGUUUUCAAAGAGUUUUACGCUCAGUAUCGAAGCCAUUGUGUUAAAAUCACUGGAGACAAAAAUCAGCCAAUUGAAUUCUAUGAUUUCCUUCAAGUAAAUACGGACUCCAACAAAAGUGAAGUGACAGACAACACCAGGAGAGAUGAUGAGGAGGUAGAUCAGGAAGCAAUGGAACAGCAGAGCAAGGUUGGGGCUUCCUUCAUCGAUUUCUUAUCGGUCGGAAGCUCCUCGUAACGUUUGUGUCUCGACCUUUCACGUAGGAUGACAUAUAUCUCUGUAAAAGAAUCAUCACUUGCAUGAACACAUUGUAGGAAAAAAAAAAAAAAGAAGAAGAAAAGGAACUAAUUCCAAGCUUUGAUGGAUGUUGCCACUGCAUUCAUUGACACAUCAUAUUUAAGAAAAUCUAUGAAGCAAUCUAGGCUUUAUAUAGAAAACAGAAGGCAAUAUUAUGUUUGCUAUAGUUUACGCAAAAUCUUCUUCUCCUAAGUUGCCGAUCAACUAGUUUCAAGGAGUUUUUGCAUCUAAAAAUUGGGAAAAUCCUAGAUGCAUGUCUCUACUGAGCUUGAAAAUAUGCAUCAAUGCUCUUCUAGAAUCGAAGUUCCAAAUUUUGCAUAUACACAUAGUUAGUUUAUUGCAUAAGCACUACUUAUCUUUGUCUCUCUUCCUCCCAAAGCAAAUGACUAUUUUUGUAAUUAUUGUAAUACUGAUGACUAGUCGUGGUAAAUCAUCAUUUAAUACCAAAAUCGACCAUUUUCUGAGACUGAAUUUCCUCUAUUUUACUAUUUUAGAUGUUUCAAUAUAUAUUUCUGACGACAGGUUUGUC